UCUCAACGUUUGGUUUUUCUCCCCUGAAUUCUUCCCUUUCCAUUGUAUAAAGCCCCCGAUCCUUCACAUAUCUCAAAGCAAAACAGAAUCCUAGAGAGACCCUUUCUUAUCCCACUACCCCUCACAACAAAUGUCUCCCCAAUCCUCCCCCAUCCCCUGUUGCUUCCAACCAACCCCCACCAAUGACAAUCCCCGCCACUCUCCGCCACAACCGCCGCCCGUCUCCGGCAACGCCAACCUCACCACCUGCCUCUACCACACUCAACUCGGCCUCUUUUCCCUCACCUGGUCUCGCUCCCUCCUCACCCACUCUCUCAACCUCAAUCUCCUCCACGACCAUCACCACCCAUUUGAAUCUCCUCCACUUUCUUCUUCUUCUUCUUCUCCGUAUUCUUUCCACCUCCACAUCGCCCCCUUCGUUUUCUGGAAAAAGCAUGGAUGCAAGAAGCUCAACUCCAACACCCAAAUCUUUUGGGACCUGACAAAAGCCAAGUUCAGGUCCGCCGGACCUGAACCCCAUUCAGGCUUCUACAUCGCCGUAGUUGUUGACGGCGAAAUGACUCUUCUCGUCGGCAACUGCACUAAAGAAGCCUACGCCAAAACCAAGGCCCAGAAGCCUAAAAGUUCCCAGGUUCUUGUCCUGAGAAGAGAGCAUGUCUUCGCCAACAAAAUCUACACCACGAGAGCAAGAAUUGGAGGCAAAACGAGAGAAAUACAGAUAGAUUGCGGGUACAAUGAUGACACCAGGCUCUGUUUCUUCGUCGACAACAAAAAGGUGUUGCAGAUAAAGCGCUUAAAGUGGAAAUUUAGAGGCAACGAGAGAAUCGAAGUCGAUGGGGUGCCCAUUCAGAUCUCGUGGGACGUGUACAACUGGUUAUUCGAGAAAGACAACGACGAUGGGCGUGCUGUUUUCAUGUUCAGGUUCGAAGAAGAAGAAGAAGAAAAGGAAAAAGAAAAGGAGGCGAAUUCUUUGAGCGAGAAAAACGGGACGGCUUUGUGGGGGCAACAGAGCUGGAGUACUGGGUUGAGUCGGAUCGAAUGGAGGAAGAUGAGGAAGAGCCUGUCGUCGUCGUCGGUGUCCAUGUCGUCGUCGGCGGGGUCAUCCGGAGGAAGCUCUGUGAUGGAGUGGGCUACAACGGAGGAGAGUGAGUUGGUCGGCCCAUCUGGGUUUUCUCUGGUGGUUUAUGCUUGGAAGAGGUGAAGAUUGUCUCUGUUCUGUUUUGUUCUGUUCUGUUCCAAUUUGGUAAAAAUCCUCCAUUAAUUGAUUUAGUUUCUCUCACUAACCCCAUUUGUUGUUGAAUCUAAAAGAAUAAAGACGAUGUGAACUUCAUUCAUACAUACAUAGCAGCUAGAUCUAACACCUUUCCUUUCAAAAGGAAAACCAAAUUCUCUCUCUUUCCUGUGGGAUUUCUUGUACUUGUAUAAUACUUGUAUCCCUAUUUUUUUUUGUCAUAUAUUUGGUACAUUAAGGUUGUCAAAUUUGAAUACGAUGUUGAUAAUGUUGAGUUAAGCUUGUUGUAUAUUUUACUUGAACGAACAUAAAGAAGAAGAACAGAGGAAGCCAGGUAGGCAUCUUCUUGUUUGCUCAAUUA
Molecule: messenger RNA, 1592 nt
Organism: Alnus glutinosa
Lineage: Eukaryota; Viridiplantae; Streptophyta; Magnoliopsida; Fagales; Betulaceae
Exons: 1
Coding region: 131-1201 (356 amino acids)
Source: RefSeq, a predicted model, not a curated record